Molecule: messenger RNA, 2007 nt
Organism: Lachancea thermotolerans CBS 6340
Lineage: Eukaryota; Fungi; Ascomycota; Saccharomycetes; Saccharomycetales; Saccharomycetaceae
Gene: AFR1
Product: Afr1p
Exons: 1
Coding region: 1-2007 (668 amino acids)
Source: RefSeq, a predicted model, not a curated record
AUGAACUCGCAACACUCAGCCUCCAGAGACGACAUGAGCGUGACAUCGUGGGGUUCGUCAGUCAUGGAUCUUGGAUCGAACGCUGGUUUAGACCCUAGAGCGCGCUCGACAUCAGAUCUCUUUGACCUGCCUGCCAGCAGGAUGCGGCCCAAACCCUACAAAAAAGCGAGCAGCUCGCGCCAGGUUCAUCCCGUACCGCAGCAAAACAACCUAGUUUUGAUACCAGAGCAGCAGCAGGUCGCUCCGCAUCUUUUGCAUUCACUUACCCCUUAUCAGAAGCAGCGGCGGCGCAUGAAGAAAAGCUUUCAGUUCCCCAACGGCGAAAGCUUUACGCCUCGGCAGAAGUCCAUCAAGACUUUCCCGGACCAAGCUCCUCAGUUGCACAAAUCCGCGAGCUGCAGCGAGUUUAGUGCGGGCACUCCUCGCAGCCCCCCUGAUGACUUUUCGCGCCGCUCCUUUGCUGAUCUUCCGCGUGGAUCUCGUCCUUCCACGCCAAAAUCUGUAUCAGCAAGAAGCGAGAGCCUCAAGGGCUCGGCCGAGUGUAUGCCUCCUCCAGCCAUUCACCCUUCGCCAACGGCUCGGCUCUCGCGGACCUCGAGUCUACCAAGGAUUACUCCUGUUGGGUCUUUUCCAAGGCCUACGGGCUCGAACCCCUACUUGCGCGCAGCCAAAAGCGAAAGCAGUACUUCGUUUCUUUCCAUCUCGCACCGUUUCACUUGCGAGCCGGACAGUAAUACAUCCUCGAAAACGCAGGUCGUUUCAAGCAGCACGUCCAUCACAAACAGUAGCAGCAGCUCGCCAAGCAACAAUAAUAAUAGCAGCAACACUAGCACCGGCGCCAGUGACUCGGCGCUUGAAAAGUGCGCGAGCGCGCAGACUUGUUACCAGACGAUUAAUAACCCUAAUCCGGUUGCGAAGCUGCAGCAACCGCCAGCGUUCUUGAAAACGCAGGGCACCCCUCAGGUUUCGAGCGCGGUCAACGUAAAGCCAAAACCACAGUUUCAAGCAGUUCAAGCUCGCCAGGCUUUAAAGCAGGACUCGCGUGGUGUCAAGAGAUCAACAUCGUCAAGGCUUGGAUCUUUCUUUAGACGGUUUUUUCCAUCAAAGAAGAAGAAAGAAGCCGGCAAGCAGAAUAUACCAUCGCUCGCAACCUCCCGCACCAAUGUUGUUUCGAAUCCUACCUCUCAGCAGAAGCCAACAUCUAGCGCGUCUGUAUCACAGCCUAGCAGUGCUUCCUCUGAUGACCAUGCGAUGCCUUUAUUGACCAAAGGCACAACCAAGGACAACGAGUUUGAUUGCGACGUUGACGACGACGAGAACGUUGACGAUGACGAUGAUGAUGAUCAGCUAUUAGACAUUGACUUAGUCUUUGACAGUCUGCUGCUGAAGAAUGAUCAUUCAACGCUCAAGCCCGUGAGUCUGCACCAGCCCGAAAAAGCACUGCCUAAGAAGGAACCAGGACCAGAAGCCCUCGAUAACCGCCCAAGCACUGGUGCUUCGGAGGAGGGUAUAAUUGAUCUUGAGCUAAUAAGCGAAUUUUCACGGCUUGGUAGCUUUAUUAUAGACGGAGACGAGCCUAAGAAACAGGUUCAGGUACCUCCACCCAGGUCUCUCAAAAGACCUCGCCUUUCCGAUAAGGAGUCCGCCGUCGGCUUUUAUCGCCAUCACGCCGCUCACAGCGCAUUAGGUCUGGAUCCUGAUCAAAGGCUGGCGCGGAACCUGCAACGAGACUGGGAAUUCGUUCACUUCGAUGCUACUGUGAGUUCCACAUCGCUGUCCUCUGAGCCAAAAAAACUGAGAUUCGGGCAUUCGGUAUAUGUCAGGGAUACAUACGCGGCCGAUGAAUAUGAAAGAAGUGAUAAAAAGUUUAUCAGAAACCGCAGGAAGAUGAUGCAAACUCAGAACAUGGCAUAUAUAGAUGCUGUGAAGACGCAAUUGAACCAGUUCAAGAGAAGUGAGAUGAAGGUACAUGGAGCCAGUCUCCACAACACGCACUUUUUUCUGUGA